Xiphophorus hellerii (green swordtail) is the source of this 2304-nucleotide messenger RNA. It is a transcript of the gene ppp1r42, whose product is annotated as protein phosphatase 1, regulatory subunit 42. Gene Ontology annotation, molecular function: protein binding. The record is from RefSeq and is a predicted model, not a curated record. Bases 1102 to 2079 code for a protein of 325 amino acids. Lineage: Eukaryota; Metazoa; Chordata; Actinopteri; Cyprinodontiformes; Poeciliidae. The transcript has 8 exons.
GUUUUAGGGCAAAUCUCCUCUCCAGCAAAACAUUUAAAUAACCCACUGCGGUCAUAUUUGGCUCCCACCACGUCGCAGCAUUACAUAACCGAAUGACGAACUCCAGCUCCUGCACAGGCUCACCAGGGAUCGCCCGCCCUGCCUGGGACGUCCCUGCGGGCUCUCACGCUGCGCGCUGCUCGGCCCUCGGCGGCAGACGCGCCGGCGAUGCCGCCGGCUGCGGUGGAGGCGGUGAUGCAGCACAGAGGCACGAGCCGCGCACACAGGAGUCCAUUCACCCCGGCGUGUCUGCUCUUCAUCGAGGCGAACCUCCACCUAGUCUGCCUCUUUUUUCCACUGACAGCUGUUUUGACUUGCGUUCGUGUCGUGUCUUGUUUUUUUUCUGGUAUUGUAAUGGUUUAAUGUGUAUUUGUAACGUCAUGUGUUGCAGAGGAGAGAAUCCCGGCGGGGCAGUGGAGGAGAUGCCUGGUGUUUGUCAUGCACAUUUGCUGUGGCACAACUGCUUGUAAUAAUUUUCUUGAACUAUUAUCUAAAUUGUCUUCAGGUUCAAGGUAGAAAAAUGAACCCUGCUAUAUUAAAUUUAAUUAUGAAUGUAAACUCGUUAGAUAAGGUUUCUGCAAAAACCCACUGAUUAGCUCAUGCUAUUGCCAGAUAUUUAAAUGAAUUGCAUGGAUGUCUGUCACAGUGCUGAUGAAGUAUUUAAAAUAUGCACGGCUAAUAUUGUUUUCCCUUAUUCCCCAUUCCUCAUUAUUUCAGAUUCAUCGAAACAUACUGAACUUGUUCAGUGUGUAAACAUAAUGAUUAUCUCCAGAUGGACAUUUGCAUGCAUGACUAAAAUUGCAUUAGGAAAAGCCAAAAGUCCAUUAACCAUAUAUUCUUUUUGUUUUCUUUGUAUUUUAACUCCACAGUACGUCUCUAUUCCUUCAAAGGGUGAAUGUAUUCAACGUUUGACACUGCCAUGAGUGCAGAUGAUUAAUGAGAUUAGUAGCCAUCGAUUACGGACACCGAAAGAAGGUCCCGUAGUUCAAAUGUCCCAGUCCAGGUCAGUGCUGUGGCCUCUGCGAUUGGCUGAAGAAACACCCUUUGUGAAGCCAAGACAACAUGGCCUGUCUGACCAUAGAUCUCAUAGCUAAAUCUGGAAAACACUUCAAAAAGAGAAGGGGCAUCUCUCUUCUGCAUUACCUGAAGACCCUCACCCAUCUCCACUUUUCCAACAGGAACAUUGAGGAGAUUGGAGAUCUGUCCAUGUGCGGGAACCUCACUGUGCUUUACCUGUUUGAGAAUCGCUUAACAAAGAUUUGCAGCCUGGACUUUGCCUCCAACCUCACCCAUCUGUAUCUGCAGAACAACAACAUCACUCAUAUGGAUAAUCUCUCCAACCUGAGGAAACUCUCCAAACUGUAUCUGAGUAGGAACAGAAUUUCAGUGGUGGAGGGUUUGGAGGAGCUCCGCGGACUCAAAGAGCUUCAUUUGGAGAAUCAACAGCUGGAGCCAGGGGACCAGUUGCUCUUUGACCCCACGAGUGUCCUCGCUCUUGCUGAAUCUCUUUGUGUGCUGAAUAUUAAUAACAAUAACAUUGAGGACAUCAAAGACCUGUCGGUGCUGAAGGAACUCGAACAUUUUUCUGCUGCUAAGAACAAAUUGCUUCAUAUUGAUGAGCUGGAGGACGUGUUCGAGCUCUGGUCUAAGCUGCUCAUAUUGGAUUUGAGUGGAAAUCCUGUGUGUAAACAACGAAAGUACAGAGAUCGCCUUAUAGUUGCGUGCCAAAAACUUGGCACUCUUGAUGGUAGAGACAUUAACGAGAUAACCAGGCAAUUCCUUGUUAACUGGAAAGCGGCAAAAGAAAGCAAAAAGAGAAAAAACAAGAAUACAAUGUUGACUUGGCCCGUGGUUGCUCGUCCUCCCACAAAUGACUUUGGGUUCGCAGAGUCAGAGCCAAGUCAGAGUUCACUUCCUUUUCGGAUCUACCGGCCCAACGACAUGCGUAGCAGGGAGCCACAGGAGCCUCUUCAGUCAUUUAUGCCGGUUCAAAGUCAGCCUAUAAGUCCAAUUUCUGAGGUCAUCAGUCUGAAGUCCUGAGUAUCCCUACUAUCUUCACAUUCCAACCCUGUUUUGUCUAAACACCUUUCAUCUUUAAGCCAGAUAUUCUGUAGCUGCAGUGGAUGAAAUUCAUGGCAUAUCCAUUUGAUUUCACCAGCUGACUGAAUUAACCACCUGGGAAAGAGUAAUGAGUAAAACAGCAGCCCUUCUUCUUCUUCUAGAUUUUUAGUUUCUGUACAAAUAAAUCAUUUGCAGCUCAUGCUG